Messenger RNA from Oldenlandia corymbosa var. corymbosa, 1092 nucleotides. The record is from the annotation of a GenBank genome assembly. NCBI's taxonomy places the organism in Eukaryota, Viridiplantae, Streptophyta, Magnoliopsida, Gentianales, Rubiaceae.
AUGGAGCCUCUUCUCGUCGGUGACAAGUACCGGCUCGGCCGGAAAAUCGGCAGCGGAUCGUUCGGGGUGAUCUACGUGGGGACAAAUAUCCAUACCAACGAAGAAGUGGCAAUCAAGCUAGAAAACGUGAAAACCAAUCAUCAUCCUCAGCUACUUUACGAAUCAAAGGUAUACAGAGUCCUCCAGGGAGGACCGGGAAUCCCGAACGUGAGAUGGGCCGGGCCUGACGGGUCUGGAGGAAACUACGAUGCCUUGGUGAUGGAUUUGUUGGGGCAGAGCCUUGAAGAUUUGUUCGAUCUCUGCGACCGCAAAUUCUCCCUGAAGACCGUCCUGAUGCUUGCAGAUCAGAUGAUCAACCGGGUCGAAUUCGUUCAUUCGAAAUCAUUCCUCCACCGUGAUAUCAAGCCCGACAAUUUCCUGAUGGGCUCAGGAAGUCGAGCAAACCAGGUUUUUAUCAUCGAUUUCGGCCUGGCUAAGAAAUACAGAGAUUCCUCAACCCAUCAGCAUAUUCCUUACAGGGAAAACAAGGAAUUGACUGGAAGUGCUAGAUAUGCAAGCAUUAAUACCCAUCUUGGGAUUGAACAGAGUCGGAGGGAUGAUUUGGAAUCAAUUGGAUAUGUUUUGAUGUAUUUCCUGAGAGGAAGCCUUCCAUGGCAGAGGCUACCUGGUGGUACAAAGAAGCAGAAGUAUGAAAGCAUCAGUCAGAAGAAGGUUGCAACUUCUAUUGAGUCCUUAUGCAGGGGAUAUCCGCCCGAAUUCGCGUCGUAUUUCUAUUUCUGUCGAUCACUUCGGUUUCAGGAUCAGCCUGAUUAUGCCUACCUGAGGCGAAUGUUUCGCGAUCUUUUCGUUCGCCAAGGGUUCCAGCUUGAUUAUGUCUUUGAUUGGACAAUGAGCUCAGGAGAAGAUGGAAGAAGGCCAGCCGGGUUUUCGUCGUCAUCAUCAGCAGAAGAUCCUUCACGGAGGAGAUCAUCGGGUCAGGUUUUAAAUUCAUCAAGCAAAGAUGUUAUGUUAUCAAGCACUAACUUCCUAAGAAGAUCUAGUGGGAAGAACUUUGAUUCUGCACUCAAAGGAAUAGAAAGCCUACGAUUUUGA